AUGUUCAAGCUUUCAUGGGAGAUGGAAUCAAACAAAUUGGAAACCGCCAUUCAACUAAAGAUCGGCAAAAUCGCAUUUCCUGGAUCCCGAAACGUGAUUGAGUUUGAAAAAAUCGAACGGGAGGGAUCCAGCGGGAUUAAUCCCGUUAAUCACUGUGUCCCGGGUGCCAUAAUUCUCUUCUUGCGCGCUCGCUACUGUCUAUUAAAUGGAGGGCAUAUAGACGAAUCAGUUCAACUUUAUUGGCGUUCAAUUCGUUCCCAAUCAGAAUAUAAACAAUUUCAUCAUAUCUGUCAUUGGGAAUUGGCUGUAACAAAUAUCUUUUUAUUGCAUUGGACUAGGGCUGCUUGGCAUGCCAAUAAACUUUAUGAAGAAAGUAGAUGGUCAAAAUCUAUUUAUGCCUAUCUUUUGGCUGUAUGUAUCGAGGCUGAUAAAAGUGGUGAUAUAGCUACAAUAUCCAAUAAAUGUGCUAAAGCUGAACAAUUGCUUUGGCUAUUUCUACGUGCAAUAUGUCUGGGAAAAUUGGGAGAGUUUCAUGAGGCAUUUGGGAUAUUUCAAAAAAUAAUUCGGAGGUGAUUAAUUUGAAGUUGAUAACUCGUUAUAAGAGUGACCUUAAGGCAAUUCUCGGGAAUUUUUCUAACUCUCAGAGGCUUUAUUUUCCUCCUAAAGGGGUUUAUCCCUCCUGAAGGGUUUUAAGUUAGGCAAG
Molecule: messenger RNA, 703 nt
Organism: Meloidogyne enterolobii
Lineage: Eukaryota; Metazoa; Nematoda; Chromadorea; Rhabditida; Meloidogynidae
Source: the annotation of a GenBank genome assembly